Rhinopithecus roxellana (golden snub-nosed monkey) is the source of this 2386-nucleotide messenger RNA. It is a transcript of the gene TPD52L2, whose product is annotated as TPD52 like 2. Gene Ontology annotation, cellular component: cytoplasm. The coding region runs from base 137 to 799 and encodes 220 amino acids. The transcript is spliced from 8 exons. The record is from RefSeq and is a predicted model, not a curated record. NCBI's taxonomy places the organism in Eukaryota, Metazoa, Chordata, Mammalia, Primates, Cercopithecidae.
CCGUCGCGUUGCUGAUUACGUAAAGCCGCGGAGCCGAGGCAGUUCCGCUGGCUAGUGUGUACGCCGCCAGGUGCUCCCGGCGCCGCCCGCUCGGCUCCCACAGCGCCCGCGACAGCGGCCAGGACGCCGUGUGAAGAUGGACUCCGCCGGCCAAGAUAUCAACCUGAAUUCUCCUAACAAAGGUCUGCUGUCUGACUCCAUGACAGAUGUCCCUGUCGACACAGGUGUGGCUGCCCGGACUCCUGCUAUUGAGGGUCUGACAGAGGCUGAGGAGGAGGAGCUCAGGGCUGAGCUUACCAAGGUGGAAGAGGAAAUUGUCACUCUGCGCCAGGUCCUGGCAGCCAAGGAGAGGCACUGCGGAGAGCUCAAGAGGAGGCUGGGGCUCUCCACCCUGGGGGGGCUGAAACAGAACCUGUCCAGGAGCUGGCACGAUGUACAGGUCUCUAACGCCUAUGUGAAAACUUCUGAGAAACUUGGAGAGUGGAAUGAGAAAGUGACCCAGUCAGACCUCUACAAGAAGACUCAGGAAACUCUCUCACAGGCCGGACAGAAGACCUCAGCUGCCCUGUCCACAGUGGGCUCUGCCAUCAGCAAGAAGCUUGGAGACAUGAGCAGCUACUCCAUCCGCCACUCAAUAAGUAUGCCGGCCAUGAGGAACUCUGCAACCUUCAAGUCAUUUGAGGACCGAGUUGGGACCAUAAAGUCUAAGGUUGUGGGUGACCGAGAGAACGGCAGUGACAACCUCCCUUCCUCAGCGGGGAGUGGUGACAAGCCCCUGUCGGAUCCCGCACCCUUCUAAGCCUGUGGUCGCUUCACCCGCUGCAGAGCACACGCAGCACACCCUCAGCAUCCCGCCGCAGCUCUGUUCAGCGGAGCAGCCAACCAGGCGGAUGAGCAGAGCCGGCUUUGAGGACAGUCCUGCCCAUCCACAUGGAGAUGCGGCUGCCGCGUUCGCAUGAAUUUAGAGAACACAGUCUUGUACACAGAUGUUUUACACUCAAGUUUGUAGAUGAAACAGAUCACUGUGCUGUCCUUCCCAGGGGUGCAGGAAGUGGACAGGGUGGAGGAUUUGAAAGAGUAUUGAGCCACAGCCCAGGCUCCCUUUGGGAAUCAUGUUAGCCCAUCAGAAUGUGGAAGGAUUGAAGAGCUCUAAGCAUCAAAUAAGUGGCAUUUUCUGACGUCCUCCGCCCCUUCCCUGACUCACAGAAGGAACGCAAUCAUCCAGCAAGUCCUACCUGUUACACAAUCUUUUAUCUCAAAAUGCCGAACAAGAAAACUGUCCGUUUUCUGAGACCCCCAGAAAGGAAACCGAUCAUCAGCAGCUGCCUAAUUGUCACGCUAAUCUAGCUUUAACGGAAGCAAAUUCAUUUUUUUAAAUGCAGUGGACUUUUCAAAAAGUUUAAAUUAGGCAAAGCAGCUUUAGCCUCAUAGAGAAUAGUAUUUCUUUGGACUCAAGCUGAAAUACAAGCCUUACAUUGCCUUAUGCUUUAUUUCUUUAUAAUUUUAUAUGUAUAUAGAUGAGAGUUCCUUAAUGGUUGUGAGCACUGUGUGGAAUUUUACACCUGGCCUGCGUGGCAGCCUGUUCCAGUUGGGGUGUUUGAUUUCAUGCACACUCCAUCCCAGUGUACAAAACCUGCUUUUCUUCUCAACCGUGGCAGCUCCCACUGGCUCCCCUGCUCUGCCCCAAAGGGCUCUUGAGCCUCUGGGAACGGGGGGGAGCCAAGAGAAGGAAAAGCCUGUCUUUAGCACCCUUUAAGAGAGCUGUGCCCCCCUUCUCAGUGCUGCCUUUGCAUGGGCCUGGCCCGGCUGGCACUCGUCAGUGACUCCAACCAACCUGCGUGCUGCAUUUGGGACGAAACGACCCCACAGGUCAGGUGAAGGGUGGGGCAUGGGCAUCGGCUAGGAUUGCUGUUGCCUUUUUCUCAGGAGCUACAAAGAUCUCUUCCUGUUAUUAAGCGAUCACACCCCAGCAGCCUCUCUCUCACACCAGGGCCCUGCAUGUCAGAUGGCGUGGUCUGCAGGGGUAGCUCUGUGCCUUAGUGGCUCUUGGCAGGACACUGAGGGCCUUCCUGUGGUCUGCCUGGCUCUGCCACUCCCGGGAGGGGAAGGGCUGCUCAACUCAAAGUGUCCUGUUCGGUAGAGCAAAUGUCCUCUGACAACUCUGUCCCCAGACAGUUCAGACACCCCUGGGGAUGGCACUCCACACACGACAAAGAUGCAGGGGCCAGGGAACCCCAGUGCUUGGUGCCCUUUGUCCAGGGUUAAAAUUGGCCUGUGGGGUGUGGUGUGAAGGCAGGUUGCGUGGGUGUUAACUGAUGUAUCUUUUCCUUAAAGUUAUGAUAAUAGUGGGUAAUUUGUCAAUAAAGCAUUCCUUUGGGGGAAAGUC